Molecule: messenger RNA, 636 nt
Organism: Anolis sagrei ordinatus
Lineage: Eukaryota; Metazoa; Chordata; Lepidosauria; Squamata; Anolidae
Product: lysozyme C, milk isozyme-like
Molecular function (GO): lysozyme activity
Source: RefSeq, a predicted model, not a curated record
AAGGAAUUGUCAGAAGGCUUGGCUAUAAAAGCCACCAAGGUUCUCCGAGGAUCCAUGCCUCAUCCACGAGGGAACUGCAGAGAUGAAAGUGUUGGCCUUCAUCCUCCUCUGCCUCUUCAUUGCUGUCAAUGAAGCCAAAGUGUAUGAGAAAUGCGAACUGGCUAGGAUCCUGAAAGAAAAGCAGAUGGAUGUCUCAUCUGGCUACAGCCUUGACAAUUGGGUCUGCUUGGCUUACCAUGAGAGCAGAUUCGACAGCAAGGCUGUGGGGCCACCCAACUGGGAUGGAAGUCGUGACUACGGGAUUUUUCAGAUAAACAGCCGCUAUUGGUGUGACAAUGGAGAGGGACAAACUGCGAAUGGCUGCCACACCUCCUGCAGUGCUUUCACAACUGAUGACAUCACAAAUGAUAUUACAUGCGCAAAGAGAAUUGUUAAAGAUCCCAACGGAAUAAGUGCCUGGGUCGCUUGGGUGAACUACUGCCAAGGAAGAGACCUCUCUGGCUGGACAAAAGACUGUAGCCUCUGAAGCUGAUGAUACUAAAUGAUAUUCAGCAUCUCCCUUGAUUCUUCUUUUGAGGAAAGCAAUUCCUCUCCCUGUGCAAUCCGCUUUCUGCUAAUUCUUUCUCCGCAGGUGGC